Messenger RNA from Hevea brasiliensis (rubber tree), 2827 nucleotides. RefSeq names its product CBL-interacting serine/threonine-protein kinase 12. The coding region runs from base 135 to 1571 and encodes 478 amino acids. The transcript is spliced from 2 exons. Gene Ontology annotation, molecular function: protein kinase activity; ATP binding. The record is from RefSeq and is a predicted model, not a curated record. Lineage: Eukaryota; Viridiplantae; Streptophyta; Magnoliopsida; Malpighiales; Euphorbiaceae. Gene Ontology annotation, biological process: protein phosphorylation; signal transduction.
CCUGCAUCGCCUUGCAGCCUCAAACCGGAAGCCACAAAAUAAAGCACUUCAUCGUGUUACCAUUAGCUCUGUUUUUUCCGCCCAAAAAUCAACAUCGAAUCAAAACUCAAUUCCUUUCUCCCUCAAAUCCAUCCAUGGCACCCAAAACCCAGACCAAUACCAACAGUAACCAGACUCUUCUUCUGGGUCGAUACGAGAUCGGUAAACUUCUUGGCCAUGGAGCCUUCGCCAAGGUCUACCAUGCCCGUAAUGUCAAGACCAACGAGAGCGUAGCCAUCAAAGUUAUUGACAAAGAGAAGAUUCUUAAAGGUGGCCUUAUUGCUCAUAUCAAGCGUGAAAUCUCCAUUCUUCGCCGUGUUCGCCACCCUAAUAUAGUUCAGCUUUUUGAGGUCAUGGCUACCAAGGCCAAGAUCUAUUUCGUCAUGGAAUACGUCCGUGGCGGUGAAUUGUUUAAUAAGGUCGCUAAGGGAAGGUUAAAAGAGGAGGUGGCUAGGAAAUAUUUCCAGCAAUUGAUAUCUGCAGUGUCAUUUUGUCAUGCCAGGGGCGUGUUUCAUCGAGAUCUCAAGCCGGAAAAUCUUCUGCUUGAUGAGAAUGGUGACUUGAAAGUCUCUGAUUUUGGCCUUAGUGCGGUCUCCGAUCAGAUUAGACAAGAUGGUUUGUUUCAUACUUUUUGCGGGACGCCGGCGUAUGUUGCACCGGAAGUUCUGGCGAGAAAAGGUUACGAUGCUGCGAAAGUAGACAUCUGGUCUUGUGGGGUGAUUUUGUUUGUGCUAAUGGCUGGUUACUUACCAUUUCAUGACCAGAAUAUCAUGGUCAUGUACAGGAAGAUCCAUAAGGGUGAGUUCCGGUGUCCUAGAUGGUUCUCUCCGGAGCUCAUUAGACUUCUCUGGAGGCUUCUUGAUACAAACCCUGAAACUCGAAUUACGAUGCCUGAGGUAAUGGAGAAUAAGUGGUUCAAAAAGGGGUUCAAGCAUAUCAAAUUUUACAUCGAGGAUGAUAAAGUUUUUAGUUUUGACGCUGAGGGACAGCAGGAUGAUGCCGGUUCAUCCUCCGAGCAAUCACAGUCUGAAUCAGAAUCUGAAAUGGAAAAUCGAAGAAGGGUUACUUCAUUACCUAGACCUGCAAGUUUGAAUGCUUUUGACAUUAUAUCCUUUUCGCCUGGGUUUAAUUUAUCUGGGUUGUUUGAAGAUGGUGGAGAGGGAGCAAGAAUUGUUUCUGGUGCUCCUGUAUCCAAGAUUAUAUCAAAACUGGAGGAAAUUGCUAAAGUUGUGAGCUUUACAGUGAGGAAAAAGGAUUACAGAGUGAGUUUGGAAGGGUCUAGGGAGGGUGUCAAAGGUCCAUUAACAAUUGCAGCUGAAAUAUUUGAGCUAACGCCGAAACUAGUGGUGGUUGAUGUUAAGAAGAAAGGAGGGGAUAGAGGAGAGUAUGAGGAGUUUUGUAGCAAGGAAUUGAAACCUGGGUUGCAGAAGUUGAUGCAGGAGGAAUCUGAAACUGCGGCCGCGGCUUCUUCACAAUUACCUAAUGAAUCUUUACCCAAUAAUUCUACAUAUUUACCUUCGGAUACUGAAUAGAGAAAGAGAAAAGAAAAUGGAUACCUUACUUGAAGUUGAGUGGCAGAGAAGUAUUUGCUAUUAUUUACUGUUUAGUAGAGACCAGAUAUGAAUGCAUAUCAGUAGUCAGAGCAAGAAGAUGAAAAUUCUACCGGUUGUUAUUAAAUUUUUUGCUGGUAUUUUGUUCAAUAUCAAAGAAAGACACAUUUGGAUUUGGAUUGACCAGUUAAAAUCGCCUAGCUGGCUGGAGUUUUUCAAUUUUGUAAAAAUGAAGACUGUUGAUUGAAACUAUGAGUUCCCACUUGGCAAAACAAAUUACUAGACUAAGGCAAUUGAUGGGAAGGAGUUUUGGUUUGUAGCUGUUUUUCUGGAAAAAACUAAUGUGUUUCUGAACCUGGACGGGUUUAUCCUUAACUCCUGCAUUUGCCUUCCAAUAGUUUGGGGACUUGGAUACGUCUACAUAUUUUCCCAUGGUAUUUGUCUUUGAUUGUCCCUUAAACCUAACUAAAAUUGCUAAAUGAUGUGUAUGGAUAAGGCGUGUCAGGACUGGAUGGUCCAACCAGUUGUCCAGGACCAGGUUGUUAUGCAAAAUGGGGAUCACAGACGUGAAACCAUGAUAUGUUGCCUGGCCUUCGGUUAAAGGUGGGCAGCGAGUGAAGGAUAGAACUUAACAGUUUAAUGAUUUGGAUUUGAAUAAGAGAGGGGGGAGAAAUAGUCUGCACGAAGCUAUUUAUGGAGUCCUACAACAAAGGGAAUUGAAAAUUGUUUGCAUAAAUUCAUAUAUGUGCCAUGCCGACGUCUCUUGCAAAGAGUUGAUGGUAAGGCUGGACUCAUAUGGGAAAGGUUGAGGAGGUUGCAUUUGCACUCAUCUACUUGAGUAAGGUUAUGCAUUUCUUUUGUCCUUGCGUCUAAACCUGCUUGAGUGGCAUUAUGUAAGCUUGUUGAAGAUUCUUUAGAUUUGCAGAAGAUUUACAGCUCUGAAAAUGUAGGGUAUGCCUUUUUCGAUAUUAAAACUGUAGGAGUAGGACCACCCCGUAUGAGACACUCAUAUAAUUAAAAAAAGGUGUUUCCCAGUGCCUGUAAUCACACGGGCCUAUUUCCCUCCGUCUAUGGGAUCAUGAUGAAAUCCUGUUUCUUAGUUCAGUGUGUCUAUGGGAUCAUGAUAACGAUCACAGCUGUAUUGUAUGGAUUUGCUGCCAAUUUAAGUUUAAUCUUGUCUACCCCAAUAAUUUAGAGUCUCCUUUUCUUUUAUUAUAUAAUAAUAAUAUUAUUAUUUU